Molecule: messenger RNA, 627 nt
Organism: Prunus armeniaca (apricot)
Lineage: Eukaryota; Viridiplantae; Streptophyta; Magnoliopsida; Rosales; Rosaceae
Source: the annotation of a GenBank genome assembly
AUGAGCAGCCUCCUUCCUCCAUCUAUGAAGGGUAUAGUUUGGGGUUACAGUGGAUCUGGUAAAGAUGGAGUGUGUAUUGGUGAGAAAAGAACUCGUACCCAUGAGAUGUGUGAUGUUACUCAAGAGGCUGAAUUUACAGAUGAGCCAGUUGUGAAUCCUUUUAAGUACGAGGUUAAUAAGCCUAUGAAGCAAGUGGUUACUCCUACUAGUGGUUUUGCUAAGUCUACUGGGAGUAACGGAAAUGAGGUUGGGAAGAGAAAUUCUCUUGCUAAGGAUUCUAAGUUGGAGAAGAGCGAUACUGUGGGUUUGAAGCCUGGUUUUGGGUCUAAGAACACUGGGAAUGCUAGGUUUGGGCAUAAUCGUAGUAAUUUGAAUGUUGGAGUGAUGGGUAUGCAAGUUCGAGGCUCUAAUAUGCAAGAUGAUGUUCAAGGCUUGAUCUCUUUUAAUGUGGAUGCUGCUUUUCACCUACGGAUUUUCGGGAUGGAGCUGAAUGAAGGUAAAUCUCGUUUGGUUAAGUCUGGUGUUUCCAAUGAGGAUGAGCAUGAUUCAGUUGGUGAGGUUGGUUUGGUUGGUAUGUUGACUGAUUUUGAUGCCUCUGAUGUUGAGGCUGGGCAGGUUGCUUUUUGA